Molecule: messenger RNA, 1605 nt
Organism: Cyclocybe aegerita
Lineage: Eukaryota; Fungi; Basidiomycota; Agaricomycetes; Agaricales; Hemipholiotaceae
Source: the annotation of a GenBank genome assembly
AUGGACACCAAAGAAAAGCGGGAUAGCAGCAGCAUUGAGGAGGGCAUAGCAGAAAGCAAUGUCGUACAGACACAUCCUCAGUACCAUUUCGAAGUACACGACCUUGACCGUGUCCAAAGACGUUUAAAGCAGCGCCAUGUGCAAAUGAUAGCUAUUGCUGGGACAAUCGGAACUGGAUUGUUUCUAGGUUCAGGGCACGCUUUGAAUUCAGCAGGGCCGUUGGGUGCUCUAAUUGCCUACGCCCUCGUUGGAACCGUCGCCUACUCAUCUCUCUGCGCCGUCGGAGAAAUGACAACAUGGGCCCCGAUAUCUGGAACCUUUCCUCAUUUUGCUGCACGUUGGGUUGACCCCGCUUUGGGCUUCGCGGUUGGAUGGAACUAUUUCUAUACCAAUGCUAUAUCGACGCCCGUAGAAGUUACUGCUGCCGUCAUCCUUCUCACUUUCUGGGAUUCAGACACUAACCACGCUGCCAUCUACACCGCGGUUAUUUGCGUCCUAAUCAGCCUUAUCAAUAUAUUCGGCGUACGAUACUUCGGAGAAUCUGAGUUUUUCUUCUCGAUAGUCAAAAUCACUCUCAUCAUCGGUCUGCUACUUGCUGGACUCGUUAUCGACCUGGGUGGCGGUCCUAACCAUGAUCGCAUUGGUUUCAGAUACUGGAAGAACCCUGGUGCAGUUGCUCCUCUGGGCUUAGAGCCUAAUCAUAUUCCUCUGGACCGUUUCCUGGCCAUUCUCAGUGUGCUCGUCCAGGCUGCCUUCUCAUUCCAAGGCAUGGAAUUGGUCGUUAUCGCUGCAUCGGAAACCGAAAAUCCUCGUCGCAAUAUUGCGAAGGCAGUCCGUCGUGUAUUCUAUCGAAUCUUGGUAUUCUAUAUUCUUGGUAUUCUUAUGAUUGGAAUGCUUGUCGCCUACAACGACCCAGACUUGCUUAGGUCUACUGGUACUGCCGCACAGUCACCGUUCGUCAUAGCUAUUAACCGUGCAGGGAUCAAAGUCCUUCCUCACAUCAUCAACGGAGCCAUCUUUACAAGUGCCUUCUCCGCCGGAAACAGUUUCUUGUUUUGCGCGUCGCGUGUCCUCUACGGGCUAGCACUACGUGGACAGGCACCUCGAUACCUCACAUAUUGCACCAAGAACGGCUUGCCCCUCUAUGCCGUCUUGACCGCUUCUGCCUUCUCAUUUUUGUCAUUUAUGGGUGUUUCGGAAGGCUCGAACACGGUAUUCAACUGGUUCGUUAAUUUGUCCACUACAGGAGGUUUACAAGUUGGACGCGGUCUUCUGGCUCAGGGCUACGACCCGAAGAAGAACUCGUAUAACAAUAGCUGGCAGCCCUAUGUGGCCUACUGGGGUGCAGGCUGGACCCUCUUCUUUAUUAUCAUCAAUGGCUUCACGGUCUUCUGGGAUUUCAAUGCAGCGGGUUUCCUGACUGCCUACAUCAAUAUUCCGAUCUUUCUGGUACUCUACUUCGGGUACAAAAUUGUUAAACGGACCAAGGUGUGGAAACCUAUGGAGAUGGACUUCGUUACUGGCAUCCCUACUCCUGAAGAGACUGAGUUGCCAGAGGAGCCCCCAAGGAAUAUUGGAGAGAAGAUCGCGGCAGUUAUUUUCUAA